This is a messenger RNA of Photinus pyralis (common eastern firefly), 726 nucleotides long. RefSeq names its product transmembrane protein 272-like. The coding region runs from base 166 to 726 and encodes 186 amino acids. Lineage: Eukaryota; Metazoa; Arthropoda; Insecta; Coleoptera; Lampyridae. The transcript has 6 exons. The record is from RefSeq and is a predicted model, not a curated record.
GGGGAUGUUUACGUAUGUAUCCAUGAUUCAAACUUGAAAAGUUUAUAAUUGGAAUGUGCACAUACUUGGAUCAGUUAUUACGUGUUGGAACUGCUAUUAACGUCCGCUACGUUAGAAUUUGAUUUCCUUUGAUAAUUGUGAAGAACGGUUGGUGUUUCGGAAACGAUGCAAUCGUCAAAUCAGUCAGUACCGGCAUUUAGUCCUCCUCCAUUAAACAAUGCAUCAAAACUACAGCAAGAAUCAGAAAUAAGAACUAAUGUUGAUGAGUUCAGGUUAAAAGUGCAAAAACCGGCCAUAGGCACAACGGUUAUAGUUUACUUAAUACUAAAUAUCGUCAUGUUUAUUGUUGGUGUGUCCACAACGAAGGAUUGUCCAAUAAAGCCGAUUAUUCCCGUAUAUUUAGCUGUGGCUGGUGCUUUGGGAAUAAUUACCAAAUUACUUCCUGUUGUAAAUUAUAAGUUUUUCGAAAACGUCCUUAUAGAGAAGCUCGUGUACGCUCUAUUGAUAAUUGAGUUCGUAUGGAUGAUUACAGGAUCCGUUUGGAUUUAUAGUAUUUAUGAACCUCCCUACCAAGAAACUAGUAACCAGCUUUACUGCAACAAAACCGCUUACCUCUUAGCAUUUUGGUUACUCACAUUAAAUUACAUAUUUUUUCUGUUAUUUAUUAUUAUGUCUUGCUGUGCAGUUUGUUGUAUAUGCGCAUCGGUCAUGGUAUUUAGUGAUUAA